UUGCGCCCUGUAAUAGAGGAGUACAGUUAGGCGCUACCAUUCGAACGGAAAGUGCAUACGAUCCUGUACAGUGAGCGCGAUUAUGUAAAUUAAAUAAAUCACAUGAUCAAAACCCCAAGUUUUUCCUUCAAAUACACUUAGCUGUGCAACGUUUGCUUCAUGAUUCAUGAUGCACAGUAAUAGCGCGUCAACAGAACGCGUCCGUUAUCAAUGUUUGUGGGUUUUGCUGCCGCCAAUGUAAACCACCACCAACGAUCGCCCACAUACGAUCUCGGUAAUGCCUACAUUCUGCGCCAUCAUAUCACAGUCUUGCAACGGCGAUCGAGUUGCGUGCACACCAGGACCAUACGAGAAAACAGAUGGCAUCAUUUACAUUUACCGACGUACCGAGCGAUUCAGCGGAACGUGGGUACGAUUUCCGCAACACGCUCGUACAGCUGACCGACCUAACGGACUACCCGCUGGCCGGGUGUCACAACGUACCACCGGCCGCAAUGUUUGUGUCCUGCAAGUAUCGUAACUACGCCGAGCGGGUGCGCGACUUCCGCGUGUACGAGGAUGAUGUGUGGAUUGUGACCUUUCCCAAAAGUGGCACCACCUGGACGGAGGAGAUGGUCUGGCUGAUCAAUCACGAUCUAGACUACGAGACGGCGCGCAAUGUUAAGCUCAACACACGCUCAACUUUUCUGGAAUUCGGUGCAAUUGCGGAUCGUUACGAUGUUGAUACGAUCGCGCUCGCCGCCAACAGUGAACGUCCGCGGCAAAUCAAAUCCCAUCUGCUGCUGCCGCUGCUGCCGCGCCAGCUGUGGACGGUGAGGCCACGCAUCGUUUACGUCGCCCGCAACCCGAAGGAUGUGGCCGUCUCGUACUUUCACCACUGCCAGACGCUGGUCGGCUACCGGGGGGAUAGGGGAGCAUUUUUUGACGAUCUGCUGAACGAUCGCAUAACGUUCUGUCCGAUGAUACAGCACGUGCUGAGCUUUUGGGCGUUAAAGGACGAACCCAAUGUGCUCUUUCUCACGUACGAAAGCAUGAAAAGGAAUUUGCGGGGCCUUCUACCAAAGGUGUGCCAAUUCCUGAACAAAUCUUACACCGACACCCAGCUGGACGAGCUGGCAGUGCAUUUAUCGUUCAGCGAAAUGAAAAAAAACCCUGCCACCAACAAACACGACAUGGUACAGAACACCCUCAAGUCAAACCAACGUGAGGGUGCACCGUUUGAAUUCAUGCGCAAAGGCAUUGUGGGCGAUUAUCGUAACGAGAUGCCGGAGGAGUACAGCGAACGGUUCGACCAGUUUGUGGCAGAACAAACGGCUGGAAGCGAUUUCAAGUUCGACUACGAAUAGCCAACUCUAACAGUAAUGCUUUAAUCGUCCCCGAUUCAUAAACAGUACUACAUAGAUCGUGCCAAAGAAAGCUUGCCACUAGAAACCAGAUGAACCAGUUUGCCGCUACCGUGCACCAGCAACUCUCACCCUAUCCUUCCUCAUCCUUUCGCUUUCGCUAUCUCCCAUCCCGUGGUCGUUAAACUUGCGCUACUUAUCGGUUGCGCAUGCCCACCCCGUCAUCGUGCAUGGCGUUGCCCUAGGUCUAUGCCUCAAGAAGUCAAUUAUCUGCGCGUACCUAGAUGCUCGCACCAUUUGCAAUCUUCUUGCCUUCCGCAGAAAAGGCUGCAAGCCAUAGAGAGAACGAAGGAGAGAUAGUUUCGCCACCAGUGAUUGGAAUGCAACUGACCCCCCAGCGGAUUGAUCGCAAAGCUGCGUUGCGUUAGUUUAACGUUAGCUGCAGACCGACCAACAGCCUCUGCAACGAUGAUACGGUACGAAAAGUACAGCAACCAGUACACCGAUCGGAUCGAUUGCCCGGGCACGGAGAAGCACUACCGGUUGACGCGUGCCGACCAGUGGUGCAUCAUGAUCGAGAAGUUCCUGCCGCUGGUAAGCCCCAUCCAGCAGAUGCCCGUCUACGAGGACGAUGUGUGGGUCAUCACGUACCCCAAGUGUGGCACCACCUGGACCCAGGAAAUGGUUUGGCUGCUGAACAACGGGCUCGAUUAUGCGCGCGCGGGCAAGCAAACGCUCGAGGAACGCUUCCCUUUUCUGGAGUGAGUGUUAAGCGGGUGGGAAUUGAUAGUUGUUCUUUCCAGCUUUUGAUUUUGACAUCUCUAAACAAACCAUUCUUUAAAGGCUCUCCGGUGCCCUUUCGCUAAUGGAUGGUGAUUCGGUCGGUCGGGUGCAAGAUUUACCCCGCCCGCGCCACAUUAAGUGCCAUCUGCCGGUGAUGCUGCUCCCGGACGCGAUUCGUACGGUGCGGCCGAAAAUUAUCUACGUCUCGCGCAACCCGAAGGAUGCGGCCACAUCCUUCUACCAUCACUAUCGCAACAUCGUGGGCUAUGACGGUCCGAGGGAGCACUUUUUUGACGCCUUUCUGAACGAUAGUCUCAUCUACGCACCGUUCAGUGAGCAUGUGCGUGCGUACUGGGAAUGGAGCAAGCAGCCGGCUGGUGCGAACUGUCUCUUCCUAACGUACGAACAGAUGAAGCGCGAUUUGCGGGCAGUGAUUGGUCGGGUUAGCAGCUUCCUCGGCAAGCGAUACACCGAGCGCGAGGUGGACGAGCUGGAAAAGCAUCUUUCCGUGGAGUCGAUGAGAAGUAUGGUAUUGAAAGCCAUUUCAUAAAAGCGUUACAAAAGGUUAUUUUUCCACCAUUUUAGACAACAAAUCGUGCAACAUGGACGAUCUGCUGGAAUGGGCCAGGAACACCACCCACAGUGAGGAGCGUAAGCAGCUCUCGAAAACGAACUUCCAGUAAAUGCUCGCGAAAUCGAUCGAUUGGGUGUGUGUGAAUAAAAAAAGAACAUUUCUUUUUAUGUUUUUCUUUCGCAGGUUCAUACGCAGCGGUACGGUUGGCUCCUACCGCCACGACAUGGACGAUGACUACAUCCAACGCUUCGAGGAGUACGAAAGGGCCGCCACCGAGGGCACGGAUUUUGAUUUUUUCUUCUAAAAUAGAUGCAGUAAUACACCCGGUACAAGUUUGUCGCACCCGUGGCCGCAAAUUCAAUUCAAUAAAAUAACUCAUUUCCACCACCAA
Anopheles gambiae (African malaria mosquito) is the source of this 3091-nucleotide messenger RNA. Its product is annotated as luciferin sulfotransferase. The coding region runs from base 360 to 1346 and encodes 328 amino acids. Gene Ontology annotation, molecular function: sulfotransferase activity. Gene Ontology annotation, biological process: sulfation. The record is from RefSeq and is a predicted model, not a curated record. The transcript has 5 exons. Lineage: Eukaryota; Metazoa; Arthropoda; Insecta; Diptera; Culicidae. Gene Ontology annotation, cellular component: cytoplasm.